Molecule: messenger RNA, 459 nt
Organism: Brenthis ino (lesser marbled fritillary)
Lineage: Eukaryota; Metazoa; Arthropoda; Insecta; Lepidoptera; Nymphalidae
Source: the annotation of a GenBank genome assembly
AUGCACAUCAUACUACAAAGUCUAUUGAUCUUCUGUUUUAUCUAUCAAUAUAAGUGUAAUGAAACAUAUACAAGUAAAUAUGAUGGUGUUGAUCUCGAUGAAAUACUGGCCAGUGACAGAUUACUCGCAGGUUACGUUAACUGCUUAUUGGAUAAAGGACCAUGUACCCCUGAUGGGAAAGAAUUGAAAAUGAACCUUCCAGAUGCAAUUGAGAACGACUGCAAAAAAUGCACUGAUAAACAAAAAGUCGGUGCCGACAAAGUUAUGCAUUACAUAAUUGACCAUAAGCCAGAGGACUGGGAUAAGCUGGAGAACAAAUACAAUUCCGACGGUACAUACAAAUUGAAGUACUUGGUCAGUAAAGAGAAAUUAAAUGAACAUGAAAAUGUGGCUGAAGACGACGACGAAAAUGAUGAUGAAGAAAGCAAUGGACAUUCUUCGGGACAAGUCAUCAAGGAA